Messenger RNA from Mercurialis annua (annual mercury), 1727 nucleotides. RefSeq names its product bystin. Gene Ontology annotation, molecular function: snoRNA binding. The transcript has 12 exons. Gene Ontology annotation, biological process: rRNA processing. NCBI's taxonomy places the organism in Eukaryota, Viridiplantae, Streptophyta, Magnoliopsida, Malpighiales, Euphorbiaceae. The coding region runs from base 136 to 1476 and encodes 446 amino acids. The record is from RefSeq and is a predicted model, not a curated record. Gene Ontology annotation, cellular component: nucleolus; cytoplasm; preribosome, small subunit precursor.
CUACAGUAGCUAAAACCCUAAUAUCUUUUCAGUCUCUUUGUUGGUGUGGAGAAAUCUGCAACGACAGCCAAAACCCUAAAUUACUUGAAGCUGGUAAUACUAAAUUUGUUUAGGGUUUUUGCUUAGGUAUUAAAAAUGAAGGACAAGAAGAAGAGAAGCAGGCAGCAAAAUCCAGAGCCUUUCUUUGGAGAAGACAGGGACGCCAAUUCUGUGAAGAAGCGAUCCAAAGCCCCCAAACGACAUCAAGAACAAGAAAGGAUGAUAUCCUCAGAUAUGAGUUCAAAAAUCUUGAAAGAAGCCAUGCUUCAACAAAAGGAGAUUCAAGUUGAGGAAGAAGAGAGAAAUCCUAUGAACAAUGCCUUUCUCGAGGCCGACCAAGAGGUUGCUAGGCAUCAACAACAAGAGCUGGACGAUGAUGUUGAUGAUUUUGCUGGAUUUUCCGACACUCAAACGCAGAUUGGUGAUUAUGAUGAAAUUGAUGAGAAUGAGGAGAAAUUACUAGAGGCCUUCUUGUCGAAGGAUGCUGGUCCUCAACAAACACUUGCCGACCUCAUCAUUGAAAAAAUUAAAAAGCAGGAUGCGAAUGGUUCUUCUGAAAUACAAGCUUUGCCCAAGUUGGAUGAGUCUCUCGUAGAAUUAUAUAGAGGGCUUGGAGAGUUUCUGAGUAAGUACACAAUCGGAAAAAUGCCUAAAGCAUUUAAACAUAUUCCUGCCAUGAAAUUUUGGGAGGAUGUCUUGUACCUGACUAAACCCGAGAACUGGUCACCAAAUGCCAUGUAUCAAGCAACAAGAAUCUUUUCUUCCAAUUUUGGUGCAAAGAAAGCAGAACGUUUCUAUAAGCUUGUAUUGCUUCCUCGGAUCAGAGAUGACAUUAAGCAGCAUAAGAAGCUGCACUUUUCUUUAUAUCAAGCUCUAAAAAAGUCACUUUACAAGCCAGCAGCAUUCAACAAGGGAAUAUUAUUUCCGUUGUGUAAGUCAGGGACAUGCAACCUCAGGGAGGCUGUCAUUGUUGGAAGCAUUGUUCAAAAGGUUUCCAUUCCUAUGCUGCAUUCAAGUGUAGCAUUAUUGAAGCUCGCCGAGAUGGAAUAUUGUGGUACUACAAGUUACUUUAUCAAGCUUCUUUUGGAAAAGAAAUAUGCUUUGCCAUAUCGCGUAGUUGAUGCUGUUGUUGCUCAUUUUAUGAGAUUUAUUAAUGAUACAAGAAUAAUGCCUGUAAUAUGGCAUCAGUCUCUUCUUGCUUUCGUGCAAAGGUACAAGAAUGAACUGCAGAAAGAUGAUAAAUAUGACCUUAGAACGCUAGUCGCGAAGCAAAAGCAUAAAUUAGUAACACCUGAAAUUCUUCGAGAGCUUGACAAUAGCCGCAAUCGUGGGGAGAAAGAUGACCCUAUGUCGAUAACAUCUCCUUUGUCUGUGAUAAAUAAAGCAAUUGAGGAAGACAGGUUUGAUAUUCCAGAGGUGCCUAUGGAGGAGGAUUGAGUUGAGUACCCUUGGUGCAUGCGGAGGUCGGUUAUUUCAAUUAUUGAAGUUAUACAGAAAUGAAUUUUAGAUAAUGCUAUAUUAGUUGGUAGGGUUUUUGAAUGAAAUACAAGUAAUAGUUUAUAGGGCUUUUUCAAGAGAAACGUUCCCUCGAUGUUCUCUCUCUUUACUUUUCAACAUGUGUUAACUUUGAGACAUAAAAAUUCAGGUAUUUAUGAGACAAUAAUCUUUAGUAAAUUUUUGAAAGAGAA